This is a messenger RNA of Cyprinus carpio (common carp), 1458 nucleotides long. Its product is annotated as NACHT, LRR and PYD domains-containing protein 3-like. The record is from RefSeq and is a predicted model, not a curated record. The coding region runs from base 115 to 1458 and encodes 447 amino acids. Gene Ontology annotation, molecular function: protein binding. Lineage: Eukaryota; Metazoa; Chordata; Actinopteri; Cypriniformes; Cyprinidae. The transcript has 6 exons.
UCGAAAGCAAAAGUUUGAAUCCUGCAUUUGACGAGGCACCAUUUCAGAAUGCUGUGAGCCGAAGCUUAGGCCUACAAUUUCUAUCAUAUUUAUUGGAGAACGCGGCAUGUUAAAAUGAGUCUCUGUAAAGAGAAGGAGGAGGGGGAUGUUGUUCACUACGAGAACCAGAGAGCAUCAUCUUCAGAACCCAGUUGUGUGUCUAUGAAGAGUAACGAAUCCAUGAGACAACCCUUUACAUUCAGUGAUGGACCAGGGACCUCCAACCCCAGGAGAACAGGGCCUGUUAAAAUGAGUCUCUAUGAAGAGAAGGAGGAGGGGGAUGUUUUUCUCUACGAGAACCAGAGUGCAUCAUCUUCAGAACCCAGUUGUGUGUCUUUGAAGAGUAACGAAUCCAUGAGACAACCCUUUACAUUCAAGGAUGAACCAGGGACCUCCAACCCCAGGAUAACACGGCCUGUUAAAAUGAGUCUCUAUGAAGAGAAGGAGGAGGGGGAUGUUUUUCUCUACGAGAACCAGAGUGCAUCAUCUUCAGAACCCAGUUGUGUGUCUUUGAAGAGUAACGAAUCCAUGAGACAACCCUUUACAUUCAGUGAUGGACCAGGGACCUCCAACCCCAGAGAUGAACAGACUGGAGAGAUAGAACAGGAUUGUCACCUACUAGUAGAUAUUGAACUACAGCGAGUCAAAAUCAAAGACCAACACAAAACCAGCAUGAAUAAAAAGUAUGAGAGCUUAUUUGAAGGAAUCAAACUACAAGAGAAUCAAACCCUCUUGAACAGGAUCUACACACAGCUCUACAUAAUAGAGGGAGAGAGUGAGGGAGUGAAUGAAGAACAUGAGGUUUUACAGAUGGAGAAAACUCCCAGAAAACAAGACUCACAAGACACUCCAAUCUGCUGCAAUGACAUUUUUAAACUCUUAAAUGAACCACGAUGUGAGGGAAAAGACAGAAUAAAGACUGUUCUUACUAAAGGCAUUGCUGGAAUUGGAAAAACCGUCUCUGUGCAGAAGUUCAUUCUGGACUGGGCCGAGGGAAAAGACAAUCUGGAUGUAGAUUUCAUGUUUGUGCUUCCAUUUCGAGAGCUUAACUUAAUUAAAGAUCAUCAGUAUAGUCUUCACAGACUUCUGCUGGACUUUCAUCCUGAACUUCAAGAUCUGGACUCAAAGAUUUAUGAGGAGUGUAAAGUUGUGUUCAUCUUUGAUGGUCUAGAUGAAAGCAGAAUCACACUGAUGUUUUCAGACAGUGAGAAAGUUUCUGAUGUGUCUGAGACUUCAUCGGUGGGUGUGUUGAUAUCAAACCUGAUGAAAGGAGAGCUGCUUCCCUCUGCUCUCAUCUGGAUCACCUCCAGACCAGCAGCAGCCAGUCAGAUCCCCUCCAAAUACAUCAACCGUCUGACAGAAAUACAGGGAUUCAAUGAGCCUCAGAAGGAGGAAUAUUUCAGAAAGAGAAUCAUAUGA